Oryzias melastigma (Indian medaka) is the source of this 2914-nucleotide messenger RNA. It is a transcript of the gene gpr184, whose product is annotated as G protein-coupled receptor 184. The transcript has 2 exons. Bases 466 to 1488 code for a protein of 340 amino acids. The record is from RefSeq and is a predicted model, not a curated record. Gene Ontology annotation, cellular component: membrane. Lineage: Eukaryota; Metazoa; Chordata; Actinopteri; Beloniformes; Adrianichthyidae. Gene Ontology annotation, biological process: G1/S transition of mitotic cell cycle; negative regulation of G2/M transition of mitotic cell cycle; G protein-coupled receptor signaling pathway. Gene Ontology annotation, molecular function: G protein-coupled receptor activity.
AAGGUUUUGCCGUUUCCCAGAAACAUAAACGUUUAGGCCUACUACAUCACUGGUGUGGUAACUCCCCCUCGUUUACACUUCCUGUUAUGCACAUGUGCAAGAUGAAACCACCUCCCACUGUACACGGUGUAUGUGUCUCAUCCGUCUGCACAGUUCUCACUGACAGCACAGCUGUGGUAGCCGAGGAGAAGCCAAACUAACAGACAUACAGAAAGAAACGAAUAACCAAGCUACUGAGGCUGCGGAUACUCAACUGGCUGAUAAUUAACAGACUGGAUUUCAGCGGGAAGGAUCAUUUGAAAACAUUUUGGUUUGGGUUAGUUAGUUUUUGAGGCACCGUUUCUAACAAGUCUGGACUGUACCUGAGACAGCUGUGGAAUGUGUAUGAAGCUCUCGUAAAGAAAACCAGUUUAAAUUGCUACCAGGACUGUGACAGUGAACUGAAGAGAUCACACAGUCAAACCAAUGGAUUCAACAACAAACUCCUCAAACUCAACCGAAUCUUGUGUUGAUAUUAAAGCAAGUCCCAUCAGUGACCUGUUGGUGUCCGUUUAUAUCCUGGUCUUUAUCUUCGGUCUGCUUUUCAACCUGAUGACGAUAUGCCCCAUUUGGCAUCAAGUAAAGCAGCAAAAUGUGCUGGGAACCUUCCUCCUCAGUCUGUCCAUUUCAGAUUUGUUUUACAUUAUCACCUUGCCUCUCUGGAUCAACUAUUACCUGAACGACCACCGCUGGCAGCUGCCCCCUUGGACCUGUAGUGUAGCUGGCUUCUUCUACUACUCCAACAUGUACAUCAGCAUCUUCCUGCUCUGCUGUAUCUCUGUGGAUCGCAGCCUCUUGGUCUGUUACCCUCUGCACUUCAAGAUCUACCGGACGUCUCGCUACGCCUGGUUCCAGAGCGCUGCCAUUUACAUUUUAGUGGUGGUACUGCACAUUGUCAUUCUGAUCAAUGACAAUAUCAAAGACGCGCACGAUGAUGCAAACAACAAUGAUCGCUGUUACGAGAACUUCCCCAUGCCGGAUAAUGUGGCCAUCUUCAACAUGGUCAGAGUGGCCGUUGGGUUCCUGUUGCCUCUGGUGGUGUUAACUGUAAGCUACUGGAAAAUUCUGGCCACUGUGGACAAAAGCCCCGGCCUCAAUGCUCAAGCUAAGAGGAAAGUCCGACUGCUCUCCUAUGGUGUGAUUGGUAUCUUCUCGGUGUGCUUUGCUCCCUAUCACAUCUUGCUGCUGGUGCGCUCAAUUGUGUACUACAGGGCUGAUGACCAUUCAGCUGGAGGAAGUUAUUGCAAAUUUGAACAGAACAUGCACUUCGCCUUCUCCUGCACGCUGGCGCUGUCCAGUCUAAACUGCGUAGUGGACCCUGUGUUGUACGCCCUGGUCAGCAAUGGAAUCAGAGACAAAAUGACAAUGUGCUUGAGACUGAAACAGCGAUCGGCACAAGAUAACUGUACUUUGACUCCAUUAAAAGAAAGAAGUAGUAAUCUUAUUUAAAUCAUGUAUUUGAAAUCUGCAUGUAAAAAAAUAUGUAUAUUUAUUUAAAUGUAGACCUAUUUACAAUACAGAAACGGUAAACAUUCCACUAUCACAGGAAUGUAAACAAGUCAGUGUUUAUUUUGACAACAGAAUUUCAUUUAGUUUUAUUUGUAGUAUCCAAAGUAGCUUUAAUUAUAUUUUAGUCAUAUUGACUACUAGUUUUAGUCUAGUUUGAGUUGUGUAAACAUCAAAAUAUUAUAGGUGUCUAAUCUACAGUACAGUUUUAGUUGACAAACGUAUAAAAGAUAAGUAUUGAUGUGGUUUGGUUAAUUAAAGCUUGAGAACAUUUUCUAUGGAAAAAAUCUUGGAAAUAAACAUACUAUAAAUAGAGAUACAAAGACUUAACUUAUUUGAAAACAUUUUGACAUUUUUACAACUUAUGCUUUCUUUUACAUUUUUAUACAACACAUUCUUAUCCCUUAAACUCGGGUAUUGUUUAUUAAAAACAUGUAAUUACUUGAUACUGUUAAUGUAAAUAAAUAUUAGUAGGGAAUAAAACCAUAUUUCUAAAACAUGUUGUAUCUAUUCUUAUUUUUUUUCAUACACUUAGAAUCUUGCUGUACAUCCAUCGGGUGUCACACCUUGUAAAAUUAAGCACUUGAUUAAUAAUAAUUGUAAAUCCAAUACAUUUAUUUAGAAUUUAUUUACAAAACAUAUCAUUUUUAGAAAUCCAUCAUUCAUUUAAUGUCAGAAUGAACAGUUUGCAAAUGUCAUUUUAAGUUUAUUGUUGUUGUGUAACAACCAUUGACAUAAAUGGAGAUGGUCAAAACAAGGCUGUUCAGUCGCCACAUGCUCUUAUUGAGGCAUCUGAUUGGCUAGUUUAUAACUUAAAAAACUUACAAUAAAGAAAAUAUACCAUGAAGAAAAAUUUGGUUUACAAGAACAUGUUGAAAAGAGUUGCCAGAGGAAGAAUGAUUAUUCUGACAAACAGAAUGACUGAGUAAUAGCUGCUUAUUUUUCAAUACAAGUCUAUGGGAUUUGGCGGGUACGUCCUAUUUGAAACGUGAGGGAGGGGGGGAUGAUCAGUCCAGUUCUUUCUAUGCACUCUCUAAGUUACAACUUCUUAUUUUGGUCUCUUUAUGUAUGAAGUUUGUCUAUAUGUUGCCUCUUCUUUCUCUCUGUGUCACUUUCACAUGGAAAAUGUUUGCAGCAUCUUCUCAGGUUACCAAGGUAACCAAUAGGGUUCAAGCCGCACUAUGCCAGACCUUAGUCUGAUUGGAUCCAUUUGUACUUCUUUCCUUUCAUUGUCAACAAUUACUGUAAUUGGAUGCCACCACCAAUGUACUUUGUCAUGUUUUUUAUUCAAUAAUGAUGAUGUCAAUUUCUUUUGUUGAAGUUUUUAUCCCUAUGCAGGAAUCAUUAAAGUAUAUUUUUGUUUGGAAAA